AUGUUCUUCCCGUUGGUGGGCUUAAUUCUGUCAACAGCAGUCUUAAUGUUCAGUGGCUUCAAACGGUUGCGUAGAGUACCCUCAUCAGGAAAACAGACUGAGCGAAAAGCUGAGGCAAACAGCCGAAUUUUGUCUAAUCUUGAAGGCAGAAAGUAUCCUGCCAAACAGCACGCUUUAAAAGUUAAAGAAUUAUUUCUCAGAAGGAAGUUGAACAGUGACCCUAGUGAGACUACAUUUCUCAUCGCCGGAGAGCAAUUGGAAGCCAUAAAGUAUUGUGAUCAGACUAGACCUUUUAGACAGAACAGGUAUUUCUACUAUCUCACGGGGACCAAUAUUGCCGGCUGCUAUGUUAUGUUCGAUCUUGGCUCGGACACCUUGACGCUCUUCCUUCCUGAUGUCAAUGAAGACGACGUGAUGUGGAGCGGGCUUCCAAUGAGCAUCGAAGCGGCAUACAGAGAGUACGACGUGGACAAUGUACUUUAUGCCAAAGACCUUACCACAGAGCUCGAAAAGAGAGCUGCUCAUGCUAUCUACACGACAGAUAUGGACCAUUUCCCCCACUUUUCACUGCCCAAUAUUCCCUUUAUUCCCGCUGAUGAGGACUUUUUUUACGCCUUGGAUGAGGCCAGAGUUACAAAAGACUGGUAUGAGAUUCAACUUCUUCGCCGCGCUGCGGAAAUCACAGACAAUUGUCACUUGGCGGUGAUGUCUGCACUUCCAAUUGAGAGCAACGAGGGCCAUAUGCAUGCCGAGUUUACCUAUCAUGCCUUGCGUCAAGGCUCUAAAAAUCAGGGCUAUGACCCAAUCUGCUGCUCGGGCACCAGUUGUAGCACAUUGCAUUAUGUCAAGAACGAUGAAUCCCUUGAGACAAAAAACUCUGUCCUAAUCGACGCUGGAGCUGAAUGGAAAAACUACACCGCAGACGUCACUCGUUGUUUUCCUAUCAACGGAAAGUUUACAAGGGAGCACCGUGCGAUAUAUGAAGCUGUCUUGGAUAUGCAGUCUCAGGUGAUGGCCGAUAUAAAGCCGGGAGCGUCUUGGGAAGCUUUGCAUUUGAAAGCUCAUCGCGUUUUGAUCAAGCAUUUUCUGCAGCUGGGAAUCUUCAAGAGAGCUUUUUCACAGGAGGAGAUAUUUAAGAGAAAGGCAUCUCUGUGCUUUUUCCCACACGGUUUGGGCCACUUACUUGGAAUGGACACACAUGACGUUGGCGGUUACGCUGAUUACAAUGAUCCUGAUCCAUUACUGCAAUACCUGAGGUUACGGCGGCGGCUCGAAGUAGGAAUGGUCGUGACCAAUGAACCUGGUAUCUACUUCAAUCCGUUUUUGAUCAAUGAAUAUCUUGACAAGCAUCCAGAGCGGGCAGAAGUGGUUGACCGGAGGAUUAUGAACAAGUACAAUUAUGUGGGUGGAGUCCGUAUUGAAGAUGAUAUCCUGAUCACAAAGGACGGACAUGAAAACUUGACAAAAGUAACCAGUGAUCCCGACGAAAUCGAGGCCAUUGUUACCAGCGGUUUGGAGAAAGGGAGGUCUCACUUUCAUAUACUUGCCUUGCCUAAGUUUAACAAAUAA
Messenger RNA from Lachancea sp. 'fantastica', 1569 nucleotides. The record is from the annotation of a GenBank genome assembly. NCBI's taxonomy places the organism in Eukaryota, Fungi, Ascomycota, Saccharomycetes, Saccharomycetales, Saccharomycetaceae.